Molecule: messenger RNA, 4299 nt
Organism: Belonocnema kinseyi
Lineage: Eukaryota; Metazoa; Arthropoda; Insecta; Hymenoptera; Cynipidae
Product: serine/arginine repetitive matrix protein 2-like
Exons: 8
Coding region: 535-3954 (1139 amino acids)
Molecular function (GO): metal ion binding
Source: RefSeq, a predicted model, not a curated record
UCGCGCUGUCUGUUGUGUCGUUGUGUGUCGUUGGUUCGAGCCGUUUAUGCAGUGCAGUGGGUUGGUGAGUAACUACUAUCUGAAAUCAGUGAGCGCAUCGUGAGCUGAAUUUCUGAACUUCGCCGAGGAAUCGUCGACUAUAAUAUCAAAUAAUCGUCUAGUCGCUAAUUUUGCGACGCAGGUAGGCGAGCGGAGAGACGCCGGCCGCCCUGAGCCUUGGAGUCUUGAACUACAAAAGGCCUUAGGUUCAAACGUUCGCUCACUCUAGUACCUAGUGACGUACAAACAGUUCGCAGUUUUCCUUAGUUUGUGUUGUGUUCAAGUUGAAAGUUCAGUAAACAAAAGUCAACAGUUCGUGUAGUAUGCCCUAAAAAAAGUAUACAUUUUACCUGUGAAAGUUCAGUUUAAGUAUAAAGUAUCAAAAAGUAAAUGAAAGUUUCCGACGUGAUGUAAAAUGUCUCACACGACAUGGAUCGCGCGCGUUGCACCUUCAAGAGCGAUUACCGCAUGGGCUCUUUUUGAUCCAGGUUAAACAUGUCGGACUCUGGUUCAGACAGUUCUUCCAGCGAGGAAUUUGACGAAGGUCGUAGAAGUGCUACGCCUGAUACAGUGGCGUCUCAAUCUCCACGUCGUUCACCGCACUCUUACCAUGCACGAUCCCCAGCUUCACCAUCAUCUGGUCGUGGAUCCAAAUCUCCAAGGUCAGCAGCACCUUCCAUAAAGUCACCUGGAUCGCCAAAAUCCGUUAGAUCCCCAAGCAACUCUCCCAGGUCUAGUAGAAGUUCCCAUAAGUCUCGCUCACCAUCUCCAAAGACAUAUCGAUUCAAUGAAAGUGCAGAGUCGCCCAAGUCGAAUCGCAGCUCCCCUCAACGAAGGUCGAACCAUAGUUCUCCUGAAAGAAGAUCAAACCCAAGUUCUCCUGAAAGAAGGUCGAACCAUAGUUCUCCUGACAGAAGGUCGAACCAUAGUUCUCCUGACAGAAGGUCGAACCAUAGUUCUACUGACAGAAAGUCGAACCAUAGUUCUCCAAGAAGGUCGGACGACAGUUCUCCUGAUAGAAGGUCGAAUCAUAGUUCUCCUCAACGAAGGUCAAACCAUAGUUCUCCUCAAAGAAAGUCAAACCAUAGUUCUCCUCGAAGAAGGUCAAACCAUAGCUCUCCUCAAAGAAGGUCAAACCAUAGCUCUCCUCAAAGAAGGUCGAACCAUAGUUCUCCACGGACGAGAUCUAAUCGCAGUUCUCCGCAUGCGAGGUCCAAUCCAAGCUCCCCUCAUGCUGCAUCGAACCGCAGCUCUGUAACGCAACCAGGGUCAAAUAACAGUUCUCCAAGACCAAGAUCUAAUCGCAGCUCUCCUCAAUCUCCAGAUAAUUGCAGAUUCGAGCGUUUGGGUCCCAUGUCACCCAAGUCUCCUCCAACAGGUCACGCAUCUCCAAAAUCUUAUGCUGCUGGUCCAACUUCACCAAGUUAUUGUCCAAAGUCGCCAGCAGAUCACGGUCACUCGAGACAUCAUUCGCCAAGGUCUCCAAGAUCACCACAAUCUCCGAGGUCGCCGAGGUCUCCAUCACCGAGGUCAAGACGCAGCUCUGCACAGUCUCCUAUUUCUGGAAGAAGCUCUCCAAAGUCGCCAAAAUCUUCAAGGGAUAUUAGGAAAAAGCAGCGCUCGCCGCCACAUUCUCCAGAUGAAAAGAGAAAUUCUUACAAUGAUUUGGAUGGAGAACAAAUCUCUGAUGGAGAUAUGGACGAUGUGUCUCAGUCGGCACAAAAAUCAAAAACUGCGCCCAUUACACAUGGGGAGGAUUUAUCUGAUGUUUCAGACUUGGAAAGCAUGGAUGAUGAUGCGGAACGAGAGAGAGAUCAGAAAAAGAAAACUGAGGAGAAGGUUGAAGAGGUGCAGAAUAUUGCCGAGAAGAAAGAGAGGGAGGAAAAAAUCGCGCCUGUGAGUCUCGCUGAGGAAAACGAACAACUAGAUUUUGAAGCUGAUGGACAGUGGAAAGACGAACGGGAAGAUGGAGAAGCAGAACCAGCGCCAGUUAAAGAACCGAAGGAAUUAAAAGACAAAGAGCCAAAGGACAAGGACAAAGAUAAAGCUAAGGAUAAAGAAUCUGCAGAAGUGAAGGACAAGGAAGAUGGUGAGGAGGAUGGAGAGAAGGUAGAGUCUGAGUUGGAAGAAGGAGAGCUCAGUGACGGGGACGAGGCUCGUCCUGAAGAGACAGAACCGCGACCAGUGUGUCGAUUUUACAAUCGCGGUCAGUGCACUUGGGGUGUAAGCUGCAGAUUUUUGCAUCCUGGAGUUACUGACAAGGGUAACUACACCAUGUUCGACAUGGUCCGGCCCAUGGCUUAUCCUCCACAUGCUGCUCCUCCACAUGAGUUCAGGCCCCAUAUCGAACGACCAAGUUUGAUGCGACCACUUCCAGGAUUUUCGGCUCCACCACAUGCUCCUAAAGUGGAGGAGCUUGCUUCUGAAUCCGCCUGGGAACGUGGAUUGCGUCAUGCCAAAGAAAUGAUGAGAAAGGCCAACAAACGUAAAGAAUCAGAUAUGGAUUUUGAGGAGAAAAAAAUGAACCUGAGCUUAGGUCAGGAAGAAUUAGACAGAGAAGCUGGAUAUUAUGUGAGACCAGCAAGUCCUGAACCUCCGAUUGAGAGAUGGCCUCCAAGAGAAGUUGCUCCUCCUCCUCGUGUUGCUCGAGCGCCGGCGCCGAGAAUUACUCCAGAUCAUUAUGUGGAUGAACCUGAAGGAUAUUAUCCUCCAGCACCUCAUGAAUAUUACAGACGAGUCCACUACAAGUCAGAAAGCAGAAACGCAGUGGAAUACAGAGAGCGAUACGAUUAUCACGCUAUUCCACCACGUGGAGCUCCGCACUCUUCUUCACCACCACCACCUCACUCUCGAGAACGUGGUGAGCGGGACAGAGAACGCGAUCGUGAGAGGGAACGAGAAUACUACGAAAAGUACGAAAAGAAACACAAAAGACCUUCGAGGGAGGUGAUUGUAGAGCGAAUUCCAUCCUCCAAGACCUGGAGGGAAGAGGAACCUCCGCCUGCAGAAAGAGGACGUGGAGACGAGUGGGCUGAUCCCUGGAUGCGCCGAAAAUCACCCGGAUCGGUUCGUAGAAACCACCCCGCUUCAAGAAGAUCUCGAAGACAGUCGUACUCUUCUGGAUCAUCUUAUUCGUCAAGCAGCUCUAGCCGUAGUUCGAGCCACUCUAGCUACACUUCUUAUGAAUCCCCAUCCAGGUCCCGUUCUCCAUCCCCUCCCUCUAGGUCCCGAGCUAGCGCUAAAUCAAAAGCUCCAACCACACCUCCAACUGCCCUCGCACCACCUUUGCGUGGUGCGAUGCUCAUGAACCCACCCGCUCCUUCUCCCCGUGGAGCCAAGGGAUCCAUUUCGCCAACUGGGACUCUUCAUCGACGAGCCGGACUCAAUCCCCCCGCACCCAGUCCAUUGACAACUCAUCCGAGGCAUCAUGAUAAAGCCAGGGACAAGGCAGCUCUUGCAGCUGCUGCUGUCGCAAAAGUCAUCAAGAGUCACUCUCGAUCGAGGUCAUCUCACAGUAGUUCAGGCUCGGACAGCAGUGGCAGUAGCAGUGAUUCUAGUGAAUCAAGCUACUCAUCCUCAUCGAGCGAAACUAGAAGGAAGAAGGGAACAACUCCGCCAGUGCGCAAAGAUUCGAAAGCCCUUGACGCCCUUAAAGUAAGUGGCGCAAAACAGCAGAUAAAAUUGACCUUGAAACAACCUGCACAUAGCGCAACACUCGUGAAGAAAGUCGAUCGAAGUGCUACGAUCGCUGGAAAGAAAAGGACUGCGGAUUCGCCACCUCUUGGUGACAGCAAAGCCAGUGUCGCCGCAGCUGCUGCCAAAGCCGCGAAGAAGGCCAGUUCUCGUCGCGAGGAGCUCUUGAAACAACUCAAAGCUGUGGAAGAUGCCAUUGCUCGAAAGCGAUCAAAAGUUUAAAAAGUCGAGCUUCAAAUAUCACUCCGAAUGUCGAGUGUCUUCGUGUUACUUUGACGUUGCGUUGAUUCUUUAAACAAUAUUUUUAUUACAGUAACGUCGCUUAGAUUACAAAAAAAACCGUUACAUGAAGGUAAUAUUUGUUCCUUUUUUUUUUUACAAAACUUUGAUACGCCUUUUUAUUCGCUAUAACUGUGUUUCUUUUUCGAUUGAAGAAAGUGCGUAUAAUAAAGAAAAUGCCCGUUAUGUUUUUGGUUGAAAUAUGUGCUGUACACAAUUAGUAUUCUAAAUAUUUAGCAAUAAAUUUUGAAAUUCGAAAACAGAAAUAAAGGUGAGGAUAAAAAUAGA